This is a messenger RNA of Gossypium raimondii (Peruvian cotton), 1106 nucleotides long. Its product is annotated as ER lumen protein-retaining receptor A. Bases 132 to 779 code for a protein of 215 amino acids. Gene Ontology annotation, molecular function: ER lumen protein retrieval receptor activity. Gene Ontology annotation, biological process: endoplasmic reticulum to Golgi vesicle-mediated transport; protein retention in ER lumen. Gene Ontology annotation, cellular component: endoplasmic reticulum; cis-Golgi network; membrane. The record is from RefSeq and is a predicted model, not a curated record. NCBI's taxonomy places the organism in Eukaryota, Viridiplantae, Streptophyta, Magnoliopsida, Malvales, Malvaceae. The transcript has 6 exons.
GCCAAUUGCCCGGUUGUUAUUUCUACAAACUUUCAAAAAAUUUAGGGAUCAAUCAACCUAAAUUCUCUCAGUAUCCAUUUUUUGGUGCGAAAUUUGUUUCGAGGAAAAAGAGAAAAAAAUCAAAUUACAAAAUGAAUAUCUUCAGAUUUGCAGGUGACAUGACUCAUUUGAUCAGCAUCUUAGUGCUGCUCCUCAAAAUCUACGCUACCAAAUCUUGCUCAGGUAUUUCGCUGAAGACGCAGGAGCUAUAUGCGCUAGUAUUUUUGACCCGCUACUUGGAUCUAUUCACGGAUUUUAUAUCUGUGUACAACACCAUCAUGAAGCUGGUCUUUAUUGCCAGCUCUCUCGCCAUUGUUUGGUGUAUGAGAAUGCACCGAGUCGUGAGGCGUUCCUAUGACAAGGACCUCGAUACAUUUCGUCAUUAUUUCCUCAUUUUGGCUAGCCUCAUUUUGGCACUUUUGUUACACGAGAAGUUCACCUUUCAGGAGAUCUUUUGGGCAUUUUCAAUCUACUUGGAAGCUCUUGCCAUUCUUCCUCAGUUAGUUUUGCUACAACGAAGUGGGAAUGUGGAUAAUUUAACUGGGCAAUAUGUCUUCUUUUUAGGGGCUUAUCGUGCUUUCUACAUUCUUAACUGGAUCUAUCGCUAUUUUACAGAGCAACGUUUUAGUCGAUGGAUAGCUUGCGUCUCCGGUAUCGUCCAGACAGCGCUAUAUGCAGAUUUCUUCUACUAUUAUUUCAUCAGUUGGAAAAACAAUGCAAAACUGCAGCUACCAGCUUGAACCGAGCCAAGGCGUUUUUUUUCUUUAGCGAGGCUACUGUUUCAAGGCAUUGAAUGCAGUUCCGUUAUUAAGAAGAGUCCGUGUCUGGUGUUGUUAAUAGUUGGGAUACAUGAACAUUAUUAUAUAGUUCUGAGUUCUGACUUUCUCACCUUGAUUAGACAAGUAGCAGACCACAGUUAUGACAGUUUCAUCAGCUUUUCCCAUUAUUUUUGACGUUGUAAAGAUAUACUCUCGCGUUUUGGGAGAGGGUGAAAAUAUAAAAACGGAGCCAACGUUGACUUUAUUUCGGAGGUGUCAAUGUAAAAUUACGAAGCGUUUUUAGUUCAA